Cercopithifilaria johnstoni is the source of this 864-nucleotide messenger RNA. Lineage: Eukaryota; Metazoa; Nematoda; Chromadorea; Rhabditida; Onchocercidae. The record is from the annotation of a GenBank genome assembly.
AUGGAUAUUAAAAGCAGUGGAAAUUCUGAAUGCGUUGGACCAUGUUCUAGCGGUAUGACAAACUUGGGCGCUGUACCCGCACCUAUUCGUAAACGACGUUUCAGCAGUGCGAAAAUUCAACCGACUCGAGUAAAACGGGUAAUGCAAAGUGAUGACGAAAUUGGACGUAUGGUUGCAUCAGUACCGGUAGCGAUUGGUCGAGCUAUGGAGCAUUUUGCUGAGAAACUACUUGAAACUGCUGCGCAGUGUGUCUUAUAUUCUACAUCACGCACUCUCUCUCCAUCACAUAUAAAACAAGCUGUAAUGCAAACUCCGCAUUUUAAAUUCUUGGAAUCACUGGUUCGAGAAAUACCUUUACCACCAUCAGCUGGACCCGAAUUGCAUUGGAAAACUGAUUUGGCCGACCAUCCUUCGCUUUCUGGUUUUUAUCCUCCAGGUCCUGCGACAGAUCCUUCCAGUCACAUGAGUAUGUCGAUGCUAACGACCCAAAUAGGUUUGCCAAAAUUGCCAUCUAGUGGAAAUCUGUUGAGUACUAAAAGAAGACAAAAUAAUGGUGAAAUGGAUGGCAACGAAACAAAGCCGAAAAGAGGCCGGCCACGAAAAGUGAAAAGAGAGGAGAAGUGCGUUGAUGACGACGGUUUACUUUUGGAUGACAAGCCUUUGGGUUGUGUUACAGAUGUAAAUACAUUGUCAAACGGGAUAGUGCUUAGCGAUCGAGAGCUUAUGCCCCCUCCCAAUGUUUUACCGAUACGUGUUCUCGCAGCUACUACAUUUGUGGACAGUAAACGGAACUCACCAUCAGCGAGUCCACUUUCUUCAUCUAAGAUGAAUAAUAAUGGCGAACAAAGGCAGUCAACUGUAUAA